Sinocyclocheilus rhinocerous is the source of this 941-nucleotide messenger RNA. RefSeq names its product protoporphyrinogen oxidase (gene ppox). The transcript has 6 exons. Gene Ontology annotation, biological process: heme biosynthetic process. Gene Ontology annotation, cellular component: mitochondrial inner membrane. Lineage: Eukaryota; Metazoa; Chordata; Actinopteri; Cypriniformes; Cyprinidae. Gene Ontology annotation, molecular function: protoporphyrinogen oxidase activity, oxygen as acceptor. Bases 149 to 796 code for a protein of 215 amino acids. The record is from RefSeq and is a predicted model, not a curated record.
GGAUUAGGAAAGGACAUGUUGCAUGCUUUAGUAGUAGCUUUAGUGUAAGAAUGCUUGUUAUAUUAUUCACUCAUGAUCUGGCUGAUCAGGCAUUGUCGUUUUAGACUUUGGUUAGUUUUGUUGCAGGUGUGGAAGUGUUUGGAGCUGAAUGCAGAAGGUCGUAGCUGUGCUUGGUGGGGGGAUUGGUGGUCUGUCGGCCUGUCAUCAUCUGAGCAAGAGUCCUAACGUUUCCAAGAUUGUGCUGCUGGAGAGAUCUGGGAGAUGCGGGGGUUGGUUGAGCUCCAUACGGAGGGAUGACGGGGCUGUGUUUGAACAGGGACCACGAGGGGUGCGACCUGCAGGUGCUGUCGGCCGGAACACUUUGAAUAUGGUUUCGGAGUUGGGUCUUGAGUCUGAAAUCCUGCCUGUUACAAAGGAUCAUGUGGCGUCUAAGAACCGCUUCCUGUAUGUGAAGGGACAACUGCACAAGAUGCCAUCAGGACCUGGUGGGGUUGUCCGCACCAUCCCUCCUUUCUCUCGACCCAUAAUUCAGAGCAUUCUGAAGGAGAUACUGAUCAGGAAAGGGACAGAGGAGGAUGAAUCAGUGCAUGCAUUUGUGUCCAGACGACUGGGUUCUGAGAACUGCAUUCCGCAGUAUCAUUUAGGACACUGGAAACGACUUGAAAUGAUGAGGCAAUACAUCAGCAACCACAAUCUGCCCCUUACACUGACGGGAGCUUCCUACGAUGGUGUCUCUGUCAAUGAUGUUAUAUUUAGUGGGCGGACUGCAGCUGAGGGUCUCAUUGGGAAAACAUGACUUACACUAACUUAAUUUUGUCUGCUUUUAUUGAAUAUUUUAGGUUUUGUGAUAUCCAUUUUGUGAUUGCUGGGAAGCAUCUGAAAAAUGCACACUACCAUAUGAACAACAUGCUUUACUUGAACCCAAAAUGGAAUCAAGAGAA